UGCACAUCUCUGUCACACAAUUGCAGACUCGCAGCGGCUCUCCCCCCUGAGCAUCAUCUCCACCAUCGGAGAUCCUCCUUGUGUCUGUGUUCUGCCGGGUGGACGCACGCCCCACAGUCACCAUUUCUGCCCCGGAGAGCUCCAGGCUGGCAGCGCAGCCCCUUCCCAGGCUGAGCAUCGGGCGGAAGACCCUGGUGGCAGCUGCAGUGGGGGUCAUGCUGGUCCUGGUCCUGGUGGUCCUCAUCCCUGUGCUCGUCAGCUCUGUGGGUGCUGGUGGCACAGAUGACAGCGCGAGCCACUAUGAGAUGUUGGGUACCUGCCGGAUGGUGUGCGACCCCUUCCCCAGCACGGGCACCACAGGAACGGGGAUCCACACGGACACAUCAACCAGUGGCUUCCUGGUGAACAAUGAGGAAGACCUAAGCGAUCACAGCAUCGGCCCUUCACUGCCUACAUACAGCACAAACGGCCAACAGGGAAAACCAGGACGUCUGGGCAAACCUGGACCUCCAGGACCUCCUGGAGAACCGGGUCCACCGGGCCCAAGGGGGCCACCGGGGGACAGCGGAGACAUAGUUCGGACGGGGAUCCUCGGAGCGGUUAGCACAACCACCUACAACACCACUCCUCGAGUGGCGUUUUACGCAGGACUGCGAAACCCCCAAGAAGGCUAUGACAUUUUGCGAUUCGAUGAUGUGGUGACUAACAUCGGGGGGAACUACGAGGGCGCGACGGGCAAGUUCACCUGUAAGAUUCCAGGGACCUACUUUUUCAUCUACAACGUGUUGAUGAGAGGAGGAGACGGCACCAGUAUGUGGGCUGACCUGAUCAAAAACAAUCAGGUCAGAGCCAGUGCUAUUGCCCAAGACCAAGACCAGAGUUAUGACUAUGCCAGCAACAGUGUCAUACUUCAUCUGGAUGCAGGUGAUGAGGUUUUCAUCAAACUGGAUGGGGGCAAAGCUCAUGGGGGCAACAGUAACAAAUACAGCACCUUCUCGGGGUUCAUCCUCUACGCCGACUGACGACCGGGCAGAACAAAAGGCUUGGAGGUGAAAGGUCCCAGCCGCAGACAUUUACUUCCUGACUUCCACUUGGCAUUCUUGCAGUGAGGUUAAUGUCACAGUCACCGCUCCAACAGUCUUUAAAGUGAUGUAGUGAUGAUGCACGCUGCAGUUUUGUAGUUUUCGCUAAUCUCUUAAUCUGUUUCAAUAAAACACGAAUACAUACUGGGUGCCUAUGCUGCUAACAUUAUGGACAUGUGUCAUGCGGUAGCAACUGUGACAGCACAGAGAGGCCAUGCCAUCAUUCCUCAGCUGUCAUGUCAAAUUCAAGUCUGGAAAUCCCACAGUGGCGGAGGCCUCAGUGUUAGUAAAUGUGCUCUCUGGGUUUAUGUUAUGGUUAUGUCUUUGCUUUCACAUGCUGUCUGUGUGAUAAGAUGUUUCCCAUCAGUGGAGGAGGAGUUCUGCCUCAAGAAAUUUGUCAAAACUUUGGAUGUAAGAAUGAGAUUAUGAUGUCUGAAUGCCAGAGUGUAAGAAAAGGUUUCAAUGUGAUGAUUUGAAAAGGAGUGUCAUAUAUUUGACCUACAUUACAUAACCUACGGCAUAUAUCGGCAACUCUGAUGAAGAUGUAGAAAAGGUCUUGAAAUAAUUCUUCAGUAGAAUAAGUUUCACAAAAAACGGCUAAAGGUUUUCUUUACUUACUUUAUGUAUUUAUUGCAACUUUAGAUAAAUAAUUUUUAGCCUUAGUUCAGUUUUCAUGCUCUCUUGUCUUUUCCAUUCUGAAGAAGGCCUUCAUGUCAUAUAUUUUUACUGGAAGUCAUGGACCAAAAUUCAAAAACUAUAACUGCAAGCAAGGAGUUAUAGUCAAUCCUGCUUUAGCAAGUCUAGCCCUGUCCAUAUUCUUGUGGCCGAACGUCUUGGCAUAAACUGUGUCUUACUCAGAUCAACAUAUUCGUCACUGUCUAAGAAAAAAACCCUAAAAGUCUCUUAAACCACAUAUAUAUGCCAAACUGGAUUGUGCGGGUGUUUUAUUAGAUGCUAAGUCGCUAAGUGCUAAUCAGCCCAGGAUUAAUGUGCUUGGUUAAUAAGCACUUCAAUAUGUAGAGUUAUAGCGUACACAAAUGGAAGCACAAAUCGUAAAGAUACUCAACAGUUUUUAUUGUAAAGCUCACAGAACAAUAUCUGUUGAAACUCAUCGCAAAGAGAUCCAAAAACAUAUGUUAGCUUAAAUUAUAAUCUCCUAAAAAGAAGAGUGACGUGUUUCAAAAUAGUGUUACAGCUUUUCUGAUACUCCGGUUAAGUCAAGACAAGCUACACUCUCCAACAUCCUAUUGUAAGCUUUUCAAUAUAAGACAAGUUUAUUUUAAGGCUAUUGACACAUCUUUACCAGGAGAGCCAAUCAAAGUGGAGGGUGCUGUAUGUUAUAUUUGGCAUAUUGUAUAAAAUGUAAAUUCAAUAUUGACUCUGUAUCUCAAUACAGACAAAGCAUUAUCAACCUUGUACAUUUUAUUGUGUUUCUAAAAAAAAAACAAUGUAUUGAUUGAUGACUGUGAUUUUAUUAUUUCAUGUGCAGGUUUAUCAGUGCAUGCAAAGUCAAAAUGUUUUGUUUCCAUAAAAUGAUAAAUGAUGAUUUAAAACUAUUUUAAAAAGCUAGACGUGGCCAUUAUUUCCUGCUUUUACUCACAAACUUCAAUUAAAAGAACAACUUUUUUAGCAUUUACCAACAUUAUACACAGUUAGUGUCACUCUUCUCAUCAGGUUCACUGAUCCGCCACUCUGAUCUCCUCAUUAAACUGUGAAACAAGCCUUUAGUCCUUCAAAUGUUACACAAAAAAAGAAUCUCAGCAGCACAGCAAGAGGCAAUCAACAAGGAGGACAUCACAGCUUUGUUAAAUGCCAAAUGAAGCGGGGGAUUAUUGUGAUUUACAAUCAAAGAUGAUAUGUUGGUUUUGCUCUUUUAAUGGGUGUGGAUGUGGCGAGAUACGACAGGAGCAAGUUAGGAGACGGGUGUUCGGACAGAUCACAACAAAGCUUAGAUCUGCGCUGAAAAGUGAUGGGGGGGAUUAGACUCUGCUGUGACUGCAACACAACUGUCAGAGACCAGAAAGUAUCUCUAGGGCAUGAACUGUUGAAACUGUCCGUUUUAUCAAGAGCUUCUUUGACAAUAUAUAAUUCUUUGGACACAAUUCACCUUUGACAUGGGCCACCAAACUGUCCCUUAUCCAGUUUGAAGCACAAACUUAAAAGUUCAAAAGUAAAAAGUUAGGGACUUUCUUAGAUAUGGAAGCAAAGGAUUAAUUCAGUGCAAGAUCCCCACAAUGACUUCUACUGUCUUGCCUGUUAUCUUUUUAACUGCUGUGUGCAUUAAAAGCCAGAACACCCUCUGGUCUAAAGCCUGUCUUAAGACAGCAAAAUAUUCCUCCAGACACAAUUAAGACUGAAGUUUUGUGCAUAGGCAGAGGUCAACAGAGCCACAUGGCCGUAUAGAAUGCCAGGCCAGCACAGGCUGUUUUCUUCUUGCAGGGUGUAUGAGCACAUCGUCACAUUAGAGAUGUCACAACGUCAAAGACAAAUGCCCCCGGUGGUGGGAGAAGCCGAGCUCUCGCUGCAGAGACCCCAGGAUGCAGCAGAUUUUCUUGAAGUCCUUGAGUGACAUGAGUGCAAGUGUAUCAACAGCCUGCAAAUAUUAAACAUUUCAAGCAAUUUUUGUCUGAAUAAUCAUCAGCAAAACACAGGUUCUGUCUUCUUUCUGAUAGCAACCGAGUGGCUGCUUCAGUUUGAUAAAUGAAAAUAGCUUUAGAAACAAGACAGAGAUUUACAGAAAUGGUUUCCCUCCUGCAUUUUUUCUGUUUUUGGAUCACUUAUGAUUCCUUUCAUUAAGGGUAAAUACGAGAAGAAAAGUGGCUAAUGUAAAAAAGUGGUAGUAAACAUUUAGUACUUUUGAUAAUCAGUCUUUCAUACUGCAAUGGAGGGACUUUUUGGCACACUCUUCUUUGCAGAAUUGUUUUAAUUCAAUUUCAUUGUAGGGCUUCAAAACAUGAAAAACCCCUCAAAGAAUCUCAACUGGAUUCAAAUCCUAACUUUGACUAGACCAGUUCAUUUAGUUGUUUUUUUUGUUUUUUUUCCGGUUAUUUAGAGGAGGGUUUGGUGGAAUCUUUGAAUCACUGACUGCUGCAAAACCCAAGUACGUAUCAUGAUUUUCUAAUAGAGCAAAAUUCAUGGUUCCAUCAUUUAUGACAAGUCGUUCAGAACUUUGUGUACAAUGUUCUGAUAGCGUCACUGAAAAGCAAAAACAGGAGAAAUUUGGAGAAGCUGGUCCCAAAGUCGCCUCUUGGGAGACCUUUGGGUAGGUUUGAAAUCUAACGCAUUGAUCGCAACAAGAUACAGAUUUAAGCUUUCUUCUGGAAGGUGCAGUAAGCUUCUUUUUAUUUACACUCUUUCACAGAGCUUUGCAGAUAUUUGAAGAAUUUCAUCUGGAUCUAUUUCCAUAGCACGUAAGCCGGGGGAUUUGCCAUAUUAAGUCUCGGCAGUGGACUUAACAUAGGUAAUCUUAGGUUUAUGCAAAAGCCACAGGAAGAACAUUUUGAGUUAUUCAUUUACACACACUGCCUUGCAAGGAAACAGAGACAGCUCCAGUCUGACAUUUGCAGGGGCAGAGUUGUUGAGGCGUGAGUCUUAUCAGGCUACUGCAGAGACGCGCGUGGACCCUUGCAGAGACGCGCGUGCGAGUGUGUGGGGUCAACGCUGUCCGUGUGCACUCCUUCAUGUCUCCAUAGAGACGGGACUCGGCCUCCCAUGAAAAGUCUGAAGUGACGUUAAUGAGCCCUUGCUGUUGUUAUCUUGAGUAUUCCUACUUAACUCACCGGGGGAGAUCCGAGUCAGAGAUAGAUGUUUUAACUGUCAGGCCAAAUUGCCCCUCAUGCCAAUGCAAGCUUCCUACGACAAAAAGAGCGAGCCACCUUCCCACACUCUUCAAUGGCUUUUUUGGUGUGGGCAUGCAAUCGUGACAUCUGUUUCUUACUAUGGGUUUCACACAAUCUACAUUUUCUCCUACUUAUUCAAUAUGACACAGUGCUAAAGCUCAAAACAGCACAACACAAACACUCUACACAUGCCAGACUUAGUUAGAGGCUGUGCUUUGGAUGCAACGAAAAAGCUGGUUAUUUUACGGUCACAGGUGGGUCAUAAAAAGGCAAAACAUGUCAAUGAGAAUCAAACCUUUGGAACAAAGUCUCCAUUUAGUGAGUCUAUCCACCUGUGUGACAAAAAAAAAAAAAACCUUCUCAGCACCUUUUUGAAGUCGAUAGCCACUGACGUAGAACAGAAUCUUCCCUGCUGUACCGCCGUCUCGUUCAGAUGUGUCAUCUCAAGGGUCA
Gambusia affinis (western mosquitofish) is the source of this 5374-nucleotide messenger RNA. RefSeq names its product C1q-related factor-like. Lineage: Eukaryota; Metazoa; Chordata; Actinopteri; Cyprinodontiformes; Poeciliidae. Gene Ontology annotation, molecular function: protein binding. The transcript has 2 exons. Bases 216 to 1022 code for a protein of 268 amino acids. The record is from RefSeq and is a predicted model, not a curated record.